UAAAAGUUGAAGGCGCAUAAUUUCUUGCAAGAGAGCGUCAAAUAGACAAAUUCUAAUCAUACAGUUUUUUCGUCAUUAAAAAGAUAAAAACAAAUAUUUUUAACCGAGUUUUUAAAACAAAUUCGUUGAUAUUUAUUCUCUCUACUUUUUACUGUCGUUUGAAUAUUGUGACUUAUAAACUCUUAAUUAUGCUGAAUGUUUAAUCUGCAGACAAAUGUUUGUCUAUAAAAGAAUUUUUAAAAUUCUUAUUUUCACGAAAAAAAAUAUAACAAACGUACUUGUCACGCUUUAACACUCAAUAAAUUAUUUAUUCGAAGUUGUCACAAAAAAAUUCCAAGUUUCUUCUUCAUGAAGUUGGUUACAGUUAGUGGACAAAUGAAAACAAGAAAACCUUAAGAAUUUUUCAGUUUCAUUUAAUUCUUAAACGUUCAACGUUCAAGUUGUUUAUAAAGGUGGAAUUAUUAAAGAAUAAAUCAUGGGCGAAAAAAUUUUACAAGAAAUCUGUUCUAUGUUAGACACUUACACUGGACGUGACAAGAUUGUCAGAACUCUAUGCUAUACAACAAAACUGGUGUCGGCUAUUCAAGCUGAGAAAGGAAAUGACGAUUUAUCAAAGAAAUUUGCAAUUUUCUCAACAAAGAUGUCACAAACACGAGCCAACUUAAGAUUAUUUGACGACAUUCCAAUGAUCCAAUACACUAAAGAAUAUGGAUGGGGAGAUAAAGAGCCGGAUCAACUGAUGGCAGUUAUUGGUGUGCUAACAAAUGUCAUCGAUCAUCUUUACUAUCCAGUUGAUAAAAUUUGUUGGCUCAUUGAACAAAAAAUCAUCGAAUCAAAGAAACCUGAACGUUGGGAUACAAUCAACUCGAUUCUUUGGGUUUCGUCGAUCUAUUUAAAUCUAAUGAAGACAAUUCGAUUAGUUCAAGUCAUGCGCCUGCAUCGAGAAAGCAUUGACAAAGUUGAGAAUGAAAACAGUGUCGCUCUUAAUAAACUCGAAGCGAAGGAACGAAUGGAAAAGAUCAGCAUUUUAAGAUUGACGCUUGAUUUUGUUCAUGCAGCUUCAACACUUCCACAUGGUUGGUUAUGGGGCGGAAAAUUCUCAAAUCUAACUGUUGGUGCAAUUGGAUCAACGUCAAGUCUUAUCGGUCUAUAUCAGUAUUUUGCUAAGAAGAAGUUAGCAAGAAACUAAAGUCGAAUUACCUACCAAACGGUUUGUUAAGUGCCUUUUGCAAUUGCCAAAAACUUAAGAUAUUAAAUGAAUGAAAGCUGGAAAGGAAGAAAGUUGCUGAAUAUUACCUUUGUUAAAGUUUCCAAUAAAAGAUUGUUAAGCUACCAAGGAAAUAAUCUAAUCAAAUAGAUAAAUCAUAAAUGUGAGAUAAUUUU
Clunio marinus is the source of this 1383-nucleotide messenger RNA. The record is from the annotation of a GenBank genome assembly. NCBI's taxonomy places the organism in Eukaryota, Metazoa, Arthropoda, Insecta, Diptera, Chironomidae.